Arabidopsis thaliana (thale cress) is the source of this 2223-nucleotide messenger RNA. Its product is annotated as Protease-associated (PA) RING/U-box zinc finger family protein. NCBI's taxonomy places the organism in Eukaryota, Viridiplantae, Streptophyta, Magnoliopsida, Brassicales, Brassicaceae. Gene Ontology annotation, cellular component: cytoplasm; protein storage vacuole membrane; endomembrane system. Bases 169 to 1515 code for a protein of 448 amino acids. The transcript is spliced from 4 exons. The record is from RefSeq and is marked reviewed.
AUAGUCUCUGGUCUCUUAACUCGCCUUCUAUGGAAGCUCAAGUGUUUAUAAUCUUCCAUUAAAACCCUAAAAUACUUUUUCAAUUUCUUCUUCCAAUUUGCUUCUUUUCUCUUCCGAUACAAAUAUUCAUUUUUGGGUUACUUCGAUUCCUUUAAAGCUUUAGAAAACAUGAUCCGUUCUUCGAUUGUAAUUUUAUCUCUGUUACUAAUUUCACACUUGGUUUCUGCAAAAGUUCUGUUGAUCGGUAACAGCACAUCUCUCUCCUUCGACGACGUCGAAGCCACUUUCACUCCGAUGAUUAAGAGAUCGGAUCAAGGCGGUGUGUUGUAUGUAGCAGAGCCACUCGAUGCUUGUUCGGAUUUGGUGAAUACGGUGAAUGUGAAAAAUGGAACUACUGUGUCUCCUCCGUAUGUGUUGAUUAUCCGCGGUGGUUGUAGUUUCGAAGAUAAGAUUAGGAAUGCUCAAAAGGCUGGUUAUAAAGCUGCUAUUGUUUAUGACUAUGAAGAUUUUGGGUUCUUAGUAUCAAUGGCAGGAAACCCCUCUGGUGUACUUAUUUAUGGUACGUUUGUCUCCAAAGCAACUGGGGAAGUACUUAAAGAGUAUGCGGGUCGUACCGAUUUUGAAGUGUGGCUCAUGCCAAGUUUCGAGACUUCAGCAUGGUCAAUCAUGGCUAUUUCUUUCAUAUCUCUCCUCGCCAUGUCGGCUGUGCUCGCUACUUGCUUCUUUGUCCGUAGGCAUCGAGUUAGGCGUCGGCGUAUUCUGGCUCUUAAUGGCAAUGACUUUCAUCGUAUGCCCAAAAGCAUGAUAAUACGUAUGCCUACUACCAUAUUUAACGGUAUUUGUGAUGAAGCAACUACAUCUAUAUUGUGCUGCAUAUGCCUUGAGAAUUAUGAGAAAGGGGACAAGCUAAGGAUCCUACCUUGCCAUCACAAAUUUCAUGUUGCUUGUGUAGACUUGUGGCUUGGCCAGAGGAAAUCCUUUUGCCCGGUUUGCAAACGCGAUGCAAGAAGCAUCAGUACCGACAAGCCCCCAUCAGAGCACACACCCUUUCUUUCUCGGACUCCUAGCAUGACCCCGACGUCAUCGUUUCUCUUAUCAUCAUCCUCCACAACCCCAUUGCAGUCAUCUCAUGAGCUACCAAUAUCCAUCAGAGUAGACCCUUCUUUACCAUCCACCUCAAUGCAGCCACACACAGUUCCUAUGUAUCUCUCCCACUCUCGCUCCCACACAAGCUUCCAAAAUGGAUCAAACCGAUUUUCCCGGCCUAUACCAGUUAGCCGGAGUUCAGCAGAUCUCAGGAACGCCGUUUCCCAAAGAUCUUACAACUCACCCCACCAGGUUUCUUUGCCUCGUUUCCUCCACUCAAGAUAUACGCACAUACUUGGCCCGGGAAAUGCAUCAAGAAGCCAGGUUGUUGGGUUGUUAACAAGCCAGCGCGAGCAUUCACUUCAUCAAAAUGACUCGCGCAGGUCUUUCAUUCACUUUGCAUCUGCGAGCUCCUUACCAGGCUGGUAAAACCGCAAAAAAGGUAACACCGUACUAACCAAAAGGUUCAAUGUCGGGGCUCAUUGCUUUGAAGAAGCAAUCAACUCCUCUGAGGAUGUCCCUCGGCUAUGAAUUUGUGACCAUGCAUGAUUUUGGCAAACAAUAGAGUUAAAAAGAGUGUUCAGUGUGACUGAUAUUCUUCAGCUGUACAGUUGUGGAGUAAUGAUGAAUGUGAGAUGAGUGAGUUUGAAGAGUAAAGCGUCUCUGGUGAAUCAUUAAGCUAACCAUUGAGUGUGGGUAUAUAACUAGCUUAUUACUUUGGUUCUUUGUCUAUAUAUGCUUAAUACUUGUCUUCUAAAAGUUUAACCAUUACGCAGAAACUAUACCGUAUACUUACCGAGUAGAUUAACAGGUGAAGACGAAUAUUAUAAUAUUUUCUUCCUACCGAUGUUACCACAGAUUGAUUUGGCGUAAAGGCCACGGAAGAAAUACAAGUAUUAGAGUCAAUUAAAGACAGAAAUCUAUGGAUGUAUUAGCCAUUGUGAAAGAGUAAAACUCAGGCCUUUUGUCUCUAGGCUUAAAGAAAAACACAUUUCCAAUACUUUGUAGAAGUGUGCCAUUAUCCAACCCUAUCUCUAGUCUCCAAAGACUUUCCGAUCACUCCUAGCUUCCCCUGACCUCGAGGCCGCAAGAUCCCUUAUAGGAAAAAAGGAGAAGUGUCUCUAUGUUUGCUUAAAC